AUGGACCAUUCUAAUCAAAAUGCCGAUCAAAUUUCGGCUUUUGCCGCUACACCUUCACCUGAUGAAGGAACCCAGUCAUCGUUCAAAAGAAAAAAGGUUCAAUCAGAAAAGGAUGAAAAGGUGACAGAAAAAGAAAACACAGAGGUUGUCGAGGAAAAUGGUUCUACUUCCAAUAAUAAUAGAAAUGAAGCAAAUGAUGAUGGUAUUGCUUUUGAAAUUGUUCCAGGACAAAUACAAGUCCCUAUUGAUGAGCAGCCAGGAUGCUUCAGUUGCCGAAAAUUAUUGUCUUUCACGGGGCCUGGUUUCCUAAUGAGUAUUGCUUAUCUCGACCCAGGCAAUAUCGAAUCUGAUCUACAAACUGGUGCAAUUGCAAAAUACAAGAUAUUAUGGGUACUGUUUUGGUCCACAGUGAUGGGGCUUCUACUCCAAUUGCUUGCUGCUCGAUUAGGAAGUGUCACAGGACUGAACCUCGCCCAGAUGUGCUAUAAGGAAUAUCCCAAAGUUCCACGUCUUCUGCUUUGGUUCAUGAUGGAAUUGGCUAUCAUUGGCAGUGAUAUUCAGGAAGUCAUUGGAUCUGCAAUAGCCAUCAACUUGCUUUCAAAUCAAAAAAUCCCUAUAUGGGCAGGUGUGUUAAUUACAGGCAUUGACACUUUUACAUUCCUGUUUCUUGAAAGUGCUGGUCUCCGGAAGUUAGAGGCUUUAUUUGGCGCCCUCAUUACUACAAUGGCAAUUUCAUUUUCUUAUAUGUUCUUUACUGUGAAACCUGAUGUGAUUGAAAUAUUGAAAGGUCUUGCUAUUCCUUGGUGUUCAGGUUGUAGUAAGGAUGCCAUCCAACAAAUGGUGGGCAUUAUUGGCGCUGUCAUCAUGCCACACAACAUUUAUCUCCACAGUUCUUUGGUUCUGAGUCGUGCGAUAGAUCAUAGGAGCCCACAACAAAUCAAGGAGGCAAAUAAAUAUUAUAGCAUUGAAUCAAGUAUUGCUCUCUUCAUCUCGUUCAUUAUUAACCUGUUUGUAGUAUCUGUGUUUGCUGCUGCUUUCACUGGAAAAGAGGCAACUCUCUAUGGUGCUGGUAUUUGGAUUGCCAAGAAUUAUUCUAUCACAAUGAAAAUAAUAUGGGGAGUUGGUGUCUUAGCUUCUGGACAGAGUUCUACGAUGACUGGGACUUAUGCUGGACAGUUUAUAAUGGAAGGUUUUUUGAAUAUUCAUUGGGCUAAGUGGAAACGUGUUUUAAUGACUCGAUCCAUUGCAAUGGUUCCUACCAUUCUGGUGGCAAUACUUGCUACUAAUUAUCUUGAUAUAAUGAACAACUGGCUCAAUGUGCUGCAAAGUGUUGAGUUGCCUUUUGCUCUCUUCCCUAUCCUCCAUUUCACAAACAGCCGAAGGAUCAUGGGAAAUUUUCGAAAUGGCAAAAUUUUACAAGCCCUUGUAUGGUUCCUUGCUAUUUUUGAUAUGGCUGUUAACAUUUACCUUGUUAUUCUAUUCAUUAAUGGGAGACAACCUUGGUACGUGUAUCUUGCAGUCAGUGUGAUAGCCUUCGUAUAUCUCACCUUUGUCAUUUACUUGAGCAUUGGUAUUAAAAACUAUUUGAAACUGAAAAGGCUUGUGCUGAACAAAUUUGGUUACCCCACACAUGAAUGUGACGCUGCUCUGGAAGAAUUAGAACGAACAAGUUACACUCAAUUCUGA
This is a messenger RNA of Acanthosepion pharaonis, 1686 nucleotides long. Lineage: Eukaryota; Metazoa; Mollusca; Cephalopoda; Sepiida; Sepiidae. The record is from the annotation of a GenBank genome assembly.